Molecule: messenger RNA, 2079 nt
Organism: Puma concolor (puma)
Lineage: Eukaryota; Metazoa; Chordata; Mammalia; Carnivora; Felidae
Gene: SLC28A3
Product: solute carrier family 28 member 3
Biological process (GO): pyrimidine nucleoside transport; purine nucleoside transmembrane transport
Cellular component (GO): plasma membrane
Molecular function (GO): purine-specific nucleoside:sodium symporter activity; pyrimidine- and adenosine-specific:sodium symporter activity
Source: RefSeq, a predicted model, not a curated record
AUGAGCAGCGAAGACUUCGUGGAGCUGAAGAGUAGGACGGCCGCCAGAGCGGAGGGCUACAGCAACACUGGCUUCCAGAAUGAAGAUGACUUCGAUGAAAAACAGAACACAUCAGGAAACAACAACUCACUAAGGUGUAGAGCUGUGCAAAACACCCAGCAGGACGAAGAGCAGGUCACCAUUGAGCAGGAUUCUUUAAGAAACAAAGAAGAUGUGGAGGAUGAUCCAGAGGCACAUCAAAAAGGGUAUCUGGAAAGGAAGUAUGAUACAGUUUGUGAUUUUUAUAAGAAACACAAAACCACCCUUCAGUACAUCCUCUGGGGCAUCUUAAUAGUAGGUUACCUGGCAAUGGUGAUUGCAGCUUGUGCGCUGAACUUUCAUAGAGCCCUUCCCCUUUUCGUGAUCACCGUGGCUGUCAUCUUCUUUGUUGUCUGGGAUUACUUUAUGGCCAAAUAUGAGCAACGAAUCAAUGAGUGUCUAUCUCCUGGCAAAAGGCUCCUAAACAGCCAUUGGUUCUGGAUGAAGUGGGUGAUUUGGAGCUUACUGAUUCUGGGUGUUAUAUUCUGGCUCAUCUUGGACACCGCCAAACUGGGCCAACAGCAGCUGGUGUCCUUUGGUGGGCUCAUAAUGUACAUUAUCCUGGUAUUUAUAUUUUCCAAGCACCCAACCAAAGUUUACUGGAGGCCUGUCUUUUGGGGAAUUGGGUUACAGUUUCUUCUUGGGCUCUUAAUCCUAAGGACUGAACCUGGAUUUAUGGCUUUCGAUUGGUUGGGUAAACAAGUUCAAACCUUCUUGGAGUAUACUAACGCUGGGGCUGAAUUUGUCUUUGGUGAGACAUAUGCAGACCACUUCUUUGCAUUUAAGGUCCUGCCAAUCGUGGUUUUCUUCAGCACGGUCAUGUCCAUGCUCUACUACCUCGGGUUGAUGCAGUGGAUCAUUAGAAAGGUUGGAUGGGUAAUGCUAGUUACUAUGGGAUCAUCUCCUAUUGAAUCUGUAGUUGCUGCUGGCAAUAUAUUUGUUGGACAGACGGAGUCUCCACUGCUGGUCCGACCCUACUUACCACACAUCACCAAGUCUGAACUCCAUGCAAUCAUGACCGCUGGGUUCUCUACCAUUGCUGGAAGUGUGUUAGGUGCAUACAUUUCUUUCGGGGUUUCAGCCUCCCACUUGUUAACUGCCUCAGUCAUGUCCGCACCUGCAUCAUUGGCUGUGGCUAAACUCUUUUGGCCUGAGAGAGAAACACCUAAAAUAACCCUCCAGAAUGCCAUGAAAAUGGAAAGUGGUGAUUCAAGGAACCUCCUAGAAGCCGCAACGCAGGGAGCAUCCUCAUCCAUCUCCCUAGUGGCAAACAUAGCUGUGAACUUGAUUGCCUUCCUGGCCCUGUUGUCUUUUUUGAAUGCAGCCCUGUCCUGGUUUGGAAACAUGUUUGACUACCCACAACUGAGUUUUGAGAUAAUAUGCUCCUACAUCUUCAUGCCCUUUUCCUUCAUGAUGGGAGUGGACUGGCAAGACAGCUUUAUGGUUGCCAAGCUCAUAGGCUAUAAGACAUUUUUCAAUGAAUUUGUGGCUUAUGAACACCUCUCAAAAUUGAUCAACUUAAGAAAAGAGGCUGGACCCAAAUUUGUGAAUGGUGUGCAGCAAUAUAUGUCAAUUCGUUCUGAGACAAUUGCCACUUAUGCUCUCUGUGGCUUUGCUAAUUUCGGUUCCCUAGGAAUAGUGAUCGGCGGACUCACAUCCAUGGCUCCUUCCAGAAAGCAUGAUAUCGCCUCAGGGGCAGUGAGAGCUCUGAUCGCUGGGACCGUCGCCUGCUUCAUGACAGCCUGCAUUGCAGGGAUGCUCUCCAGCACCCCAGUAGACAUCAACUGCCAUCUCAUUUUGGAGAAUGCCUUCAAUUCCAGUUCGCCUGCAAACACCACUGAGGUGGUAUCUUGUUGUCAAAGUCUAUUGAACAGCACUAUUGUCAAUGGUCCUGGUGACGUCAUCCCAGGAGGAAACCACACCUUGACUUCUUUAAGGGGCUGCUGCACAUUGCUGACUCCACCAACACUGAACUGCAGUUGGAUCCCUAAUGCAUUUUGA